AACGAAGGGCAUAUAAUCCAAUGACUUUUAAUUAUCUAACAUUAGAAGUCGCAUGUUCAUAUGAUGCUGCUAAUCCUAGAUAUACUGGUGUCACAAGAGCAAUUGAAUCUAAAGCAAUAAUCUCUAUCUGCGGCGAAUUGCAUAAG
This is a messenger RNA of Funneliformis caledonium, 146 nucleotides long. NCBI's taxonomy places the organism in Eukaryota, Fungi, Glomeromycota, Glomeromycetes, Glomerales, Glomeraceae. The record is from the annotation of a GenBank genome assembly.